UUAUAUUAUUUUUAGUUUAUAUCUUGGUCUUUUUAUUUGUUUCGGAUUUAUAUCGACGCGAAUCAAAUAUCGUAUGCAAUUUUCUUUUUCUGUCCCCUCAAAAUUUGUUGGUACUUGCAAUAGUAGAAAGUUUGGAUUCUUUCUGCCGAUUAGGCAUAGUGUUGAAAACGCCGUGUAUGUUUUGAUGGGCAUGCCUUUCUUGAAUUACUGUGCUAUGUCAAAUGCGAUCAAAUGCAGUCGUGUUGUGGGGAUUUUCAGUUGAUUGCUUUGGAAGGAGUAGCUGCUCUAAUUGCUUGUCGCGGUUAAUGGUAAGGGAUGUUGAUAAUUCAUCUUGUGUUUCAAGACGGUGACUUGGAUUAUGCCAUAGAAUAUGAAUUAUUUGUUUCAGACAUGUGCUUGUUUAGGUGGAGGAAAAAAACUAGUUUAGAUGAGACAUAAUUAGGAGGGGAAAUAGCAACUAUCUAGGAAUUUGAGAGGAAGUGGGGUACAAAAGAUGUGUCAUCCCCCAUUUAUUGGGGACAAAUGAUAAACUUGUGUUAGAUAGACCAGAAAAUCAUAAAAAUUUUAUGCCUGAAAGGCUGUUAGCGGAAUCUAUAAAAAAUAUGCACAGAGCACUAAAAGAUUUGGAACAUUGUAAUGAAACCAGGGAACUGCAGAGAUCAAGGAUUUGUUGAGAAUAUCCAUAUAUAUAUAUAUGGUGUACUUGUAUACAAAUGUGAGAAAAGAAAUAAGUUCUGAGAGAAUUGUAAGUUUAGAUAGGAGGAUCCCUUGGUCUUGAUUGUGGAUUAUGGGAUAUGAAAAGCCUGGAGUGAUGCUUUCAUAAAUUUUCAUCAUUAAGCAUGCAUGAUACAUAAGUAUAGAGUAACACAUAUAAAUAUCGGGAAUUGGGUGGUCCAACUCAUCUCUGGUUUACCUCAAACUAAGAAUCAAGCACUAACUAGGACAAUGAUGCAUUCGGUAGAAUUAUAUUUCAAAAUCCAUAUUCUUCUAAAAUUAAAUUGUAACAAAAAUCAAGCUCGUCCCUCCCUCUACAUGAUUAUACAAGUUUGAAAGAAACGUAUAGUGAUUACUCUUAUCAAUCCCAUAUGAUGGAUCAUGUUUCCACCUUCAAAACUCAGAAUUGAACGUAUUCCGAUCUCAUAAAAUAAGAAGAGAGAAUCUAAAGUAACAGGUGCGUGUACGAGAUAGAACCCUUGGGACAUGAUCAAAAUAAAGACCUUCAUGGACUCUUUCUUCAUAUGUCCAAUCAGGUGCUAAUGGAUCUAAUCUUGCUGUCUAUAAUUCUACCAAAUGCAUCAUUGUCCUAGUUAGUGCUUGAUUCUUAGUUUGAGGUAAACCAGAGAUGAGCUGAACCACCCAAUUCCCGAUAUUUAUAUGUGUUCGAAGUGUCGGGCACAACUUUCAUGGAUAAAUUUCAAGCCUGAUUAGGCCUAUAUUAAAUUGACAAGUAAGCGGCAUCAAAAUUGGUGGUCCAAUUGAAAUUAUUUCAUUGAGGAAUAAAACGGGCUAAUUCGAGCUUGGACAUAAGAAUGUCCGAUGUUUACAAAAUCAUCAGAUCAUAGUGCUUCUAGCAUGCAAGAGGGCCUUCGUAUAUGUAUUCAUUUGAACAAGAAAAUGCUGCAUUUCAUUUUUUUUAGUAUCAAGAUCAGAUACAGAGGGUCAAGCAUUCAACAAUUUUCAGAACACACAAUUCAGCAACCUCUUCAUGCUGAGAUUCAUGGCUCGGGCCCACCUAUCAACAGAAAGGGUUUGGAGCUCGGAAUCCUGAACUGUAGGAAAAAUACAUUGAUGGUUAGCCUUUGAACUCAGGCUGUUGCCAUUCAUUUGACAAGACAUAUUUAAUGGACCCAAAAAGCAUGGUUGAUGAGAAAGGUGAAAGCAGAUUGUACAUUGGCAAUCUUGACCAAAGAAUCACAGAGGCCAAUGUAAUCAAAAUGUUCUCUCCAUUUGGAAAAAUUGUGUCCGAGGAUUUUUUGUGGCACACACGGGGUCCAAAACGUGGAGAGCCACGUGGUUAUGCUUUUAUCCAGUAUAGUACCAAGGAGGAAGCACAACUGGCGAAGGCAAAGAUGAACGGGAAGUUAGCUUGUGGGCGCCCAUUGGUUGUCCGGUUUGCCAGCGAGAGGUAUUUGGCAGAGACAGCAAAUCCCCUCAAAACUGCCUGUGAUGCAAAAAAGCCAAGCAUUGCAUGUAGCACAUCAGGACAAAUGAGCCGGAGUUCCAAGAUUGCUGCGAUAAAGAAUAAACUGAAAUCCUUGGAAGAAGAAGGCUGUGGCUUGAAGAAACCAAAACUACAAACGGACAGCACUCCUUGAAUUUGUGGAUUGUUCUUCUAGAGGAUGUCAAAGAAACAGACUGAUGUUGAUAUGCUUUAGUGACCUGUACGAGACCCAAAAAGAUACGCUACCAGCUUUCUCAUUUGCAGAACUAGAGUGCUGUCUCUUCUUCUAUCAACCUCGUCUUUCUCCUUGUAUCACAACAUGGUUUACUUGGCACACCUUUCAUUCCUUUAUGCAUGAUCUACAUUCUUUCCCGCAAAUUUGUCUUUUUUUUUUUUUCUUCAAGUUAGUUUCAGAUUUCCCA
This is a messenger RNA of Elaeis guineensis (African oil palm), 2583 nucleotides long. RefSeq lists its product as uncharacterized. Gene Ontology annotation, molecular function: RNA binding. The record is from RefSeq and is a predicted model, not a curated record. NCBI's taxonomy places the organism in Eukaryota, Viridiplantae, Streptophyta, Magnoliopsida, Arecales, Arecaceae.